Messenger RNA from Quercus lobata, 909 nucleotides. RefSeq names its product protein PELPK1-like. The record is from RefSeq and is a predicted model, not a curated record. Lineage: Eukaryota; Viridiplantae; Streptophyta; Magnoliopsida; Fagales; Fagaceae. Bases 55 to 606 code for a protein of 183 amino acids. The transcript is spliced from 2 exons.
UUCCCUAUAUAUAUUCAGAAAAGUCUAGCUAGGUCUCUCUAAUCCUAUCAAACAAUGGCUAGUUGCAAGCAUGUUUUCAUGUUGGCUUUAAUUGUAACAGUGUCUUUGUCUAACAUUAAUAUGAGCUUGGCAGCUCGUCAACUAUUGCAAACGCCUGCAGCUCCACCCCCAGCGUUGACGCUGCCUAAAAUUCCAUCUCUGCCAACAUUGCCUCCAUUGCCCUCAGUGCCAACACUGCCUCAAGCCACAUUGCCACCACUGCCUAGCACACCAUUGCCAACUUUGCCAACUCAACCACCUUUGCCAAAGCCCACAUUGCCACCAUUGCCAAGCACCCAGAUCCCAUCUCAGCCAACACUGCCAACUACCACAUCGCCACCAUUGCCAACUCUACCAAAGUCCACUUUGCCACCAUUGCCAAGCACCCAGAUUCCAUCUUUGCCAAAUCCAACUUCCCCAACCACCCCUACAGUUCCCAAGGUGACACUACCCCCUCUACCUGCUGCUACUCCAUUGCCCACCAUCCCAACCACAAUCCCUUCAAUCCCCACCAUUCCAACGACAAUUCCAACAAUUCCUUUCUCCUCCCCACCACCAUCAAAUUGAAUCACUAGUCCCUGAUAUGCCAAAUUCCCUUUCAUCUUCCUUCUAGCUUCAUCAUUGGAUGGUUCUCUGUACCACUAUUUGAAGCGUUUUUUAAAUGUGUGGUGGGAACCUGUUUGCCUUGGUUUUAUAUAUGUAAGUGCUUUUACAGGCGCGACUAGGUUUACGUGAAUUUGUUUGUCUCGGGGAGGAUUCUCAUGUAUUAUUUUCCAUUAUUCUAGAUUCAUUCUUCGAUUAUUUAAUACUUUUCAUUUUCACUUGGAGUGUUAUUCUUAUGAUUACCCAUAUGAAAUAUGAUUAUAUAUA